Aspergillus oryzae RIB40 is the source of this 933-nucleotide messenger RNA. RefSeq names its product phosphatase PAP2 family protein. The transcript is spliced from 5 exons. The coding region runs from base 1 to 933 and encodes 310 amino acids. Gene Ontology annotation, biological process: phospholipid metabolic process. NCBI's taxonomy places the organism in Eukaryota, Fungi, Ascomycota, Eurotiomycetes, Eurotiales, Aspergillaceae. Gene Ontology annotation, molecular function: phosphatidate phosphatase activity. The record is from RefSeq and is a predicted model, not a curated record.
AUGCCUCGUAGUGGCUUAUCCGCUGCAUCGUUUUCUCACCCAGCGCAAUCCGGUGUAGCCGGCGCUGUCGCUCGUUUCUAUCAGCGAUCGUUUCCAGCGGUUGACUAUCUGGCACUAGGAUGCAUUGUAGGAGGUUGGAUCUUGAUCCAGCUGUUUGUGACCCCAUUUCAUCGUCUGUUUUCGCUCGACAAUAAGGCCAUCCAAUAUCCCUUCGCUGUAGUGGAAAGAGUUCCCGUUGUAUGGUCCAUAAUAUACGCUGGCGUCAUUCCGUUCGUAAUAGUGCUCUUGUGGGCUGCUACAUUCCGACCGAAGCCUUACAAAGUCCAAGUAACUAUACUUGGUUUCCUGGUCGCAUUAAUGUUGACUUCGCUGCUCACGGAUAUAAUCAAGAAUGCUGUGGGACGACCUCGCCCUGACUUAAUUUCACGCUGCAUUCCGAAGAGGGGUACCCCCGAAAACAAGCUCGUUGCCUGGACUGAAGGAUGGAGAAGUUUUCCGAGCGGCCACAGCAGCUUUUCAUUUAGCGGGCUGGGAUAUCUGUCCUUCUUCCUGUCCGGCCAAAUGCAUGUAUUUCGACCAAGGACCGAUCUUUGCCGCUGCCUUGUGGCUCUUGUGCCUUUUCUCUGCGCAUUGAUGAUUGCGAUUUCUCGUCUCGAUGAUUAUAGACAUGAUGUAUAUGAUGUCACAUGUGGUUCUAUCUUAGGGACUGUGGUUUCCUACUUUUCGUACCGUCGCUACUAUCCCUCUCUUCGGUCCGUUAUCUGCGACAUGCCCUACGACAAAGCUGGAAUGGCCGGCGAAGAGGGAUUUCACAAGCUGCCCAGUGACGAGGAACAACAGGUGCAGAGACCUGGGGUUCCGUCCCAUCAGUGGGGAGCUGAGGAUGAAGUUUACCAACUUAGUGAAACUUCAUCUUCGCCACGUCGGGUGUAG